AUGAAGUUCUUUACCGGGUUUCUUUUCAUCUCAGCUCUGGCUGCCAUCGCUACUGCCCAAACGGGUGGUUUUGGACCCAACGAUGGCCAGUACAAAGACACCUCGGGUGGACCACGAGAAAAGAUUCAAGCAGCUAUUCAAACCAAACACACUGUGGAGAUGAAGUCGGUGGACAUUCCCUAUGAAGAUCUCGAGCCUCAAAUCAUCGAAGUUGAAGGCGGUGCCAUACCUCUUGAAAUCCACUUCAAGUCAUCAUCCUCUCGCAUCAGAGUCCACCAGACUCAUCAGGCAGGCGGUGCUGGUGAGGUGGAGCAGACCAGUUCAGAGGAGGAGCCGCACAGACUGAUACACGAAGUGAAAAAGCCAAUCAUCCAGGAGGUAAUUACAACUAGUGGUAAAAUGCUAACAGGUAAACUAAUCAACUUUACUCUUUUUCGUCUGGUCACUUGCGGUUGUUUAGGUUCGGAAAUCCAACCGGUGCAAGAGGAGAUUCACACUAUUGUGGCCAAGGGCGAAGCUCGACGCAACUUCGAUCGAUCUCAGUCGAAGGCUGGUGGCGGUGGUGGCGGUGGCAGCGGUGGCAUGGUCCCCCCUGCUGGUUCCGCCGCUCCUCCUGGCGUGCCCAAGUCGCCUGCUCGUCGGGCUGCUGGUGCGAAUACUGCUUCUGACAAAGAAUCAGGGGCACCGGCAAAAUUGCCGUACCCAAAGUCGGUCAUCUUUAUUAUUGGAACGGAACUGUGCGAAAGAUUCAGCUACUAUGGAAUGAAAGCAAUUCUCGUCCUCUACUUUCGGUUUGUUCUCUACUACAGUGAUGACGCUGCCACGCAAAUGUACCAUAUUUUUGCCAUGUGUUGCUACUUUACGCCUGUACUUGGAGCCAUCAUUGCUGAUUCGCUGCUUGGAAAAUUCUGGACCAUUCUUAGCAUAUCGGUAGUGUACGCAGGAGGGAAUAUUCUCCUUGCUAUUGCUUCUAUCAAGGGAACUGUGGUACUCACCUUCAUAGGCCUGUUUUUAAUUGCCUUUGGCACCGGCGGAAUCAAACCAUGCGUGUCUGCAUUCGGUGGCGAUCAGUUCAAGCCAGAGCAAUCUGUCCAGUUAAAGCAGUUCUUUAGCCUUUUCUACAUUUCCAUCAACGCAGGAAGUCUUAUCUCGACGUUCAUUACGCCCAUUCUUCGCCAGGAUGUAGAGUGCAUGGGUCGAAAUGACUGCUAUCCGCUCGCCUUUGGUGUUCCUGCCAUCCUCAUGGUGACGGCCUUGUCGUUGUUCUUCCUUGGAAAGUUUCUCACCAACUACGUCAUGGUGCCGCCCAAAAAGGACAAUGUGGUGGUGAUGGUUUGCAAGUGUGUUUUCCACGCUCUCAGUGGCAAAAUCUUCAGUCGAGGUGUGAAGCGAGACCAUUGGCUAGACUAUGCCGAUGACCAGUACGAUUCUACCACUAUUGCCGACGUAAAAGUGCUGAUGCGCGUCCUUUUCCUCUACCUCCCACUGCCUAUUUUCUGGGCGCUGUUUGACCAGACAGGCUCUCGGUGGACGUUGCAGGCUCUAAGAAUGAACGGCCAAACGGGCGGGUGGACCAUCAAGCCUGACCAGAUUCAGGUGAUCAAUCCACUUUUGAUCAUUCUCAUGAUUCCCGUCUACGAGUACGUUUUCUAUCCCAUCUUUCGCAAGAUCGGCAUCACACGGCCACUGCAGCGCAUGACAGUCGGUGGCAUACUGGCUGGCAUCUCCUUCUUCAUUGUCGGUUUCAUUCAGCUGGCCAUUGAGUCAGAGAGUCCUGGUGAGCUUGUCUCAGGUCACAAUCACGCUGUCUUUGUCAACAGCUACAAAUGUCAGCUAGAGUUUUCCGGACAGCUCAUCGAUGUCAAUCGCGUCACUGUGUUUCCGAAUGUACCACGAGAAAACUUUACCACAAUGACGUUCAACGUCAAAAGCGGCAUAGAUGGCUGUACAGAAAAGUCUUUUACCGUCAGUCCAUCUAUUAACCCAACCCAGUUGAAUGACAAAUCAAACGCUUUAAUCUUCUUGUCGGAAAAGCUAGUAAGCAGUCAGACUGUUGAUGCAGCCAUCUUCAACAACACUCUUGUGAAACCAGAAAAUGGUGGUGCUUUGCUAUUUACUGUUUUUAAUUUGUUAAACUACAACAAUGAAAAGUUUUCUUCAACUGAAACCAAUCAAGAGGUGGUCGCUACAGUAGUCAACAACGGCAGCGCAACAGAGGCUACUUUUGGAUAUUUGAACGAAUUUGAAGUAGAAAUCAAAGGAAAAGACGUCAUCAUGUCAGUGGGUGCUGUGAAAAGUCAUCUUAAGCUAGACCAAGGUGCUUCGUACGUUCAGCUAAUCAGUGGUGAUUUAAAGGAUACAAAGAGUGUUACUUUUAAAACUACAGAAGUUGUGACAAAAAACAAACUUUCUGUUUUCAUGCAAGUGGUUCCCUACUUUGUCAUCACCUGCGGAGAGAUCAUGUUUUCAGUUACUGGUUUGGAGUUUUCUUAUCAACAGGCUCCAAAAUCAAUGAAAGCCGUUUUGCAAGCUUGUUGGCUACUGACUGUGGCUUUUGGUAAUUUGAUCAUUGCCAUAAUCGCUGAUGCAAAAAUAUUUCCCUUUCAAUCGUAUGAGUUCUUUUUCUUUGCUGGGCUAAUGAUCAUUGAUAUGGGCAUUUUUGCGCUGAUGGCCUACUACUACGUGCCAUCAAAACUGGCCGAAGAAGAAGAGGCAGAAAAUGAAAAGACAACAGAUGAAAAUGGCUCCUCACCGGUGCCUUAUGGAAACGGAAAAGCAGAAAAGUGGGAUGAUGAUUGA
Molecule: messenger RNA, 2799 nt
Organism: Rhagoletis zephyria (snowberry fruit fly)
Lineage: Eukaryota; Metazoa; Arthropoda; Insecta; Diptera; Tephritidae
Source: RefSeq, a predicted model, not a curated record